UUCUAAGACAAGACUUAUCUUGUCACUCUCACCUCAUCCAUUUAGAAUAUCAUCCAAAGACCGUGGUUUUUGGGUGGCUGACAGUUCACUCGUCAAUUGUGUAAUUUGAGCUUGCUUUUGUUCGGCAAGAACCAAACUUCUCUCCAACGAAAUUCCACAUCCAUUCCAGCAUUUGCAACGGUUUGUAGUAUACUCCUUGAUUCCGACAGAUAGGAAGCAAACAUCUCUUCAAGCUUUUUUUGGAGUGUCUAGAUUACGUUGAGAAGGAGACCAAGUGCAACGUCUAGUCAGCUAAAUCCAUUCUAGAGGCCACUGCAGCAAUCUGUGGGCGUCUUUGUAGUAGGCGAUUUUCCACCUGCAAUUAAUCUUGCAAUGGUUUCUUCUACAAGUGAAGUUGUCAGCCUCUGUCGUGCCCUGCUUCGAGCGGGGCGUCAGUACCCUCAUUACAACUUGAGGGAGUACACUAAGCGAAGGACUUUGUUGGAUGGCUUCCGCAUGAACAAGAAUCUCACUGACCAAUCCAAGGUGAAUGAGGCUUAUGCUGAAGCUAAGGCACAACUUGUGGUUUUAGAGAGGUCGGUCAAGCUUUACUCCUUAUAUCCUCCCAAGACCAAGAACAUCAUGGAAGUCUAAGCUUCAGUAGAGAUGUAUGUUUUUGUCAUUUAAAUAUCUAUCCUCCAAAGCUAUUUGAUUUGCCAUAUUAUUAUUGGUCAUGUUGGAACUACUUCAUAUUAAUUGUGUUUUGAUAAGAGGUUUUGGCUAGAAUAUGAUUGAUGCAUUAUUAUUGGUGUUUGUAUGGGAUUGUGAAUUACUCUAUUUUAUAGUUCGAGAU
Molecule: messenger RNA, 832 nt
Organism: Camelina sativa (false flax)
Lineage: Eukaryota; Viridiplantae; Streptophyta; Magnoliopsida; Brassicales; Brassicaceae
Source: RefSeq, a predicted model, not a curated record